CCCAGGACUUGCAGGGACCCACCCUUGCAGCUCUGGAAGCUCCGCCCCGCAGGUCGGCUGCCUGGUUCCGCCCACCUGGCUACCGCCAAUCCGACUCCCCCGAAGGCCAGGAGCCCAGCCAAUGGCUGCCCUCUCCAUCCGUAGCCAAUCAGAGGAGGGGCCACUAUCGGCCCGACGCGGCCCGCCAGGGGCAGCCCUCCGAGGCCUUUAGGACCCGGGGGCGCCAGGCUGACAGCCCGACGGCCCAAAAUAGAACCCAGGGCCAGGCGCGGAUCAUGGACUCGGGGCGAGCCGGACGCCCCGGGGCAACUGAGGCCGCCCCGUCGAUACCGCCACCGUUCGCACACGUCGCCCCCUCGCUCUUCCUCGGGAACGCACGCGCCGCGGCCGCGCCGGAGCUGCUGGCGCGGGCAGGCGUCACCCUGUGCGUCAACGUGUCGCGUCAGCAGCCCGGCCCGCGCGCACCCGGCGUAGCCGAGCUGCGCGUGCCCGUGUUCGACGACCCAGCCGAGGACCUGCUGGCGCACCUGGAACCCACCUGUGCCGCCAUAGAGGCCGCAGUGCGCGCCGGCGGCGCCUGCCUCGUGUACUGCAAGAACGGCCGCAGCCGCUCGGCCGCCGUCUGCACCGCCUACCUCAUGCGGCAUCGCGGCCUCAGCCUGGCUCAGGCCUUCCAGACCGUGAAGAGCGCCCGCCCCGUGGCCGAGCCCAACCCUGGUUUCUGGUCUCAGCUGCAGAAGUAUGAGGACGCCCUGCGGUCGCGGUCGCGGUCCCGCCGGCGCGGGGAGCCCUCGGGUCAGUGAGCCCUGGUUGGUCAGCCCAGCCCCCAAAGCGGGCGCUGGGAGUUUCCCGGGAAGACGCAGUUCCUGCACUGACGGGAGGUGGCCUAUCCUCACGGAGUUUUCAUUUUCCGCAUGAAAUUUUCCCGAAAUGCCGCUCAUUUGACCGCGAUUGGGGGCGGAGGGGGGGAGGGUCCACUGAGGCGACUGGGAACUGCCCCUCCCCAGGUCAGCCUGCUUAUUAGACAGGGCUUGGUCAGGACAAUCAAAACCACUUAAACUGUAGGCAGAACGACAUUACAGGGAGAUAGAGGCAGGGGAGCCAAGGUCAGGAGAUGGGCGAGUUCAGGAGUCCCAGACCCACCGCCCUGAUUCUGGCUGCUGGCCACUCUGAUGUGGGAAAUUCUGGGACGACACGUGGGGCUGCUGGCAAAGUCUUGUGCCUGCCACCUGCUUGAGCCAGAGUGGCUUUUCCCCCACCUCCUACCUUAUUUACCUCCCCGUUUCAGCAGCAGCGCUGAGCCACCUGCAGGCCGGCCAUGCACCGGCCGCCCCUGCGUCUGGGUUGUUCACCCCUCUUCCGGCUCACAUGCACCUCACCCGGGCACCCGGCAGCCUAAAGACUAGAGCAGAAACUUUGUCACCGUCAGCACUUAAAUGAGACAGUGGGGGGAAAACUGGGUCUCACGGACGAACUUCAGAUACUAGAGCUCCGGGUUACUAUGUACAAGUACAGCACGUGACAAUGCAUGAAGGACCGCAGCCCGUGUCUCGUUUCCCU
Molecule: messenger RNA, 1560 nt
Organism: Rhinolophus ferrumequinum (greater horseshoe bat)
Lineage: Eukaryota; Metazoa; Chordata; Mammalia; Chiroptera; Rhinolophidae
Gene: DUSP28
Product: dual specificity phosphatase 28
Exons: 2
Coding region: 276-803 (175 amino acids)
Biological process (GO): protein dephosphorylation
Cellular component (GO): cytoplasm
Molecular function (GO): protein tyrosine/serine/threonine phosphatase activity
Source: RefSeq, a predicted model, not a curated record